UUAGGUCAUACGAUAGAACUCGAAAAUAUAUUGCCUGUACAUUUUAGAUGUUUUGCUCAUACGCUUAAUUUAUGUGCCACUACAGACAUAAAUAAAGUAAUAAAAAGCUCUGUUGAAUUGUCUUUAAUACACGACCAAGUAAUUAAAAAAUGUAAUAUUCUUUGGAAAUUAUCCGGGCGGCCAAAAUCAGCUGAAGUAAUUCAAAAUAUAUUAGGACAUACACUAAGUAGACCCGGAGAAACGCGAUGGAAUAGUUUAUACGACUCACUUCGACAAAUAUUAAGCAUUAAAAAUAAUAUUUUAAAUUUAAACAGAACUCUAUAAAUAAAUAACAAAAAUUGUUUACGGGAACAAGACUUUAAUUACAUUGAAGAACACUUAAAGUGUACAGCUCCAAUUUCGGAAGCUUUAGAUAUAAUGCAAGGCGAGGUAAAUACAUAUUAUGGUGUAGUACUACCAUGCCUAUUAGCGUUGAGAAGAAAAAUCAAAAUAUUAGCAAACCCUGACAAUAAUACUUGGAUAUACUGUAAACCUAUAAUCAAUGCAUUGUUAGAAAGUAUUGAAAAAAGAUUUGGAAAUUAUUUAGAUUUUACUUCUCCCGAAUCUCUUAAUGCUGCUAUAGCAGCAUUGUCUUAUCCGCGUUUUAAAAAACGUUGGUUGACAUGCGUUAAAACGGAAUUUCAUGAAAAGCUCUUACAAAUUUUCAAAAAAACAGCCAAUGAGAUACUUGUUGAAAAAAAUACACCAUUAGAAAUAGAAAAAUCACAUGAAAAUCAAACAACUGACGAAUUUUUUGACUUUGGAUCUUCUUCUUUGACGUUAACCGGUAUACCAAAAUCAGAAUUAGAAGUUUUACAUUACUUCGCUGAUGAAGAAAAUGACCUUCAAAAUCUAAACAAAUAUCCGACAAUCAAACAAGUAUUUAUUCGUUUUAAUACUCCGCUUCCGUCAUCAGCUCCGGUAGAAAGACUUUUCAUUUUCUACAAUGACGAAUCAACCAAAAAGCCAUAAACUAUCGGAUCAUUUAUUUGAAAAACGUGAUGUGUUAAAGGCGAAUAUAUUAUAAAAAUGUUUCGAAUUCUAAAUUAAUAUGAAUAUCAUAUUAA
Molecule: messenger RNA, 1106 nt
Organism: Rhopalosiphum padi (bird cherry-oat aphid)
Lineage: Eukaryota; Metazoa; Arthropoda; Insecta; Hemiptera; Aphididae
Exons: 1
Coding region: 418-1011 (197 amino acids)
Source: RefSeq, a predicted model, not a curated record